Callorhinchus milii (elephant shark) is the source of this 2254-nucleotide messenger RNA. RefSeq names its product HEAT repeat containing 3 (gene heatr3). The record is from RefSeq and is a predicted model, not a curated record. Gene Ontology annotation, biological process: ribosomal large subunit biogenesis; protein import into nucleus. Lineage: Eukaryota; Metazoa; Chordata; Chondrichthyes; Chimaeriformes; Callorhinchidae. The transcript is spliced from 15 exons.
CAGGAGGAGGAGGAGGAGGAGGAGGGGAGAGGGAAGUUUGCUCACCGGCCGGGGAUUUACUGGAUAAAUUGCAGAGUGGCUCUCCUGAUGUACGGGAACUUGCGUGUGCAAGUAUUUCAAAACUUGUUCAGGAGAAAAUGGUGAUCCCAUCCUUUCUACAGAAAGAUGCUGUCAGGUGUUUGGGACCUAUGCUUCUUGAUCCGAGCGUAGCUGUCAGGGAGACAGCUGCUGGUGCACUCAGGAACCUCAGUGCUUGUGGUGGUUUCGAUGUGUGCGAUGAGAUGGUCAAACGAGGUAUCAUGACCCCACUCAUUGCAUUGUUACGGGAGUGUUGUACAGGAUUGGAUGCAAACAUGGCCGUUUUACAAAAAGGGAAAGGUGCACAGAAAAACUAUGUGGAGGAUAUAGCCAAUGAAGCUAUCCACCUUCUCUGGAAUUUGUGUGAGAGCAGCAGCAGGGCAGUGUUCGUAUUUAACAAAGAAGGUUUGCUGGAUGUUUGCCUUCAGUGCCUGAGACAAUUUUCCACAAAUGUUGAAUUGGCCCUUUCUGCAGCUUAUUGUUUGCAGGCAGUCACUGAGGACAAUGCUGAGCUUUUGGCGGCUUUAUCUCCCUCAGCUCUACAAGUGUUGGAAGUAGUACUCUUAUCAUCCAAAGAUACCACCGAACAUCUGCUGUUGCAAACACUUGUAGCAGGUACUGUAUGGAACGUGAAGAGUUUGAUACCUCCCAGUCGCAAUGCAGACACCAUAAAUGCUAUUGUAAAGAUUCUAUCCAACACAUUGGAGAUGAAUGCUAACCAAGUCAUUCUGAGCCUUAAGGAGGCUGAAUGUGCAGCAUCAAAGGUCCUGGGAGAGACUGACACAGAGGAGGAUAUCAUUGCUGAGGAGGAGGAGGAGGCUGCUACUUACCUGGAGGAUGGGACGCAAAAGGCUUCUAAAUUAAGGACAACGAAGAAAAUAACAAAUGAUGAUAUUUCAGACCUCCUACCACCAAAGAGUGAGGAGCUGAGGCACGCCACGGCCUUGCUAUCUGCUCAACAGACUGCUUUAGAGAUCAUCGUCAACAUGUGCUGUUCAGAAGAUCCUUCAGACGAUGAGUGGGAGGAAAUGUCAAGUAGUGACGAGAGCGAUUACAGUCUCUGCACCGAGAACUACAUCACUGAAGGGACUGGAGCACUGUGUACACCGCUGUGCCUAUCCGCAGAGGUCCAUUCUGCCCUCAUGAACUGCCUUAUUCCAAAAAAGGUGUUGGAGAAAACUACAUUCCCAGACACCGUUACUGUGAAUAUAUGUAUGAAUAGCCAGCCAUGGCGACACUGAUUACAAAGUAAAAUGAAGCGCAUACAGUGCAGAGCCCUGACGUGCCUCCACAACAUAUUAUCAGUAUUGGAUGUUGAGGGACUUGGAGGACCAGUGGCGCUUCAAGCCCUGUCACAACACCUUGCACAGCUAAUUUUCUCACAAACCGAGCUGCCAAAGGAUUCCGAGUUUUUAGAGGCUGUCACUGGUGCAAUGAGGUCUCUGUUCCAAAUUAUGGCUUCCCAAAAUCUUUCUCAGUCCAUGAGUCCUGAACAGCUGAUGGCUUUGUGUGAAGCUGUAGUGCAGUGUGAAAAUGCCAGCGCUCGUGUCAACGCAGUUGCCAUGUUGGGAAUCGGUGGUAGCGUGCUGGCAAAAGAAGAGAACACAGCUGAAACUCUCAAGAUGAUGGGCAGUUUUUUGGUGCAGGUAGCCACGAAGGAUUGUUCAUUGGUGGUGGUCGGCGAGGCACUGGAUGCCAUCAUAGAUGUGUUUGCAGACGGCAAAGAGGCAGACAAGGCAGCUGAUCAGAUUAAGCUCGUCCAAACCUUGAAGUCCUUUCAGCCAGUCUUCAAAGCAAGGAUGCGGAAGGAAGGAAAGGGUAACUAUGGUCCCGAUCAACUGCUUGUGCUUGACAAUGUAAAGAUGAAUCUGCGCCGAUUUAUUGCCUACCGAGAAGCACUGCCAAAUUAAGCAGAGGAAGACAAAUUGAGAAGCUGCUUUAAGUGCAACUGACGUUUGUAUUGUCAGACAGAAACUUCUAAAUGCAACAUUACUCAUUCAAUUGUAAUAGAAUACAAGAUACUAUUUUAAGACAUUUCCUAUCUUGAAUUAUGCCACCAUUUCUUACUGAUCUGGAAAAUUUAAGUUGGGAUGUUGCAACAAUGCUGUUGAACUGACAGUGUUAAUGUGUUAAUAUUAAAGAUUGUUAUUUCAAUAAAAAAAGUUCAAAAUCUUAA